Molecule: messenger RNA, 719 nt
Organism: Spinacia oleracea (spinach)
Lineage: Eukaryota; Viridiplantae; Streptophyta; Magnoliopsida; Caryophyllales; Amaranthaceae
Exons: 4
Coding region: 120-617 (165 amino acids)
Source: RefSeq, a predicted model, not a curated record
UAUUGCGAAUGUCUAUACGUUACAACUACCACCAAGAUACCAUUGAUUGUUAAUCUCCGAAGGGAAUAAUCAAAUCUUGCGUGUUUAGUUAGCCAUUCCUUUCCUUACGGCCUUCUGUAAUGGCAAGCCGCGCACUUGUUUAUGCCGUUCUGAUUGUCAUGACUUCUGCAAUUAGUUGCAGAUCAGGAUAUGCACAAGAUCCGGGACAAAUUCUUAUAAAAGCACUGUCAUGCUUCAAUGCAAACAAAAUCUAUACUAGGUGCACGGAAGCAUACAGACUAACGCAGAGUGGAUACCUCAAUAUACCUUCUGCUGCAACAGAUCAGUUCUGCUAUGGCCCUUGUUUGGCAGAAACACACCUUGUCCUUGACUGUGUCGACCAUUCCCUGUCCAAAUUUGUAUUCUACAAUAAGGCCACAAGUAAUGACAUACGAGCAACACUUCAAGCAGCUUGCAGCCAUACACAUGAAAGAGGAAACUUCGACGUGGGAGAAUACAUGCAGGAAUAUUUGCGGGAUGAAUGGAGCAGUGCGAACCUACCUCCUCUACCAAACAACCUGUUCACCUUGAUUUCUGUUUCUUCAGCAUUAGUUCUCAUGAUAAGAGAAGCUCUGUGAUGCCCUGUCUGACAGAAAGGCAAAUACUUAUUAGAAAUACUAGUACUUCAGAAAAGAAGUAGAUUUGCUUCUUUCUAUUGGCAACUAAAUGAAUGCGAGAAG